UCUCUCUCUCUCUCUCUCUCUCUCUCACACACACACACAAAUGGCUUCAACUGAAGUAGAAGAACCAUCACAACCACUGGAAUCCAAGAAGAGAUGGGUUUUAAGAGUUUCCAUACACUGUGAAGGCUGCAAACGCAAAGUCAAGAAACUUCUUCAAUCUCUUCCAGGAGUUCAUGAGAUAGAUAUUGAAACCAAGCUACAGAGAGUUGUGGUAACUGGGGAUGUGUCGCCGGAAAGUUUAAUCAGAAAACUGGUAAAAGCAGGGAAACAUGCGGAGUUAUGGCCGGAAAAUCCACCUGAGAUUCCUAAUCAGAAAACUCAAAAACCACCCACCAGCAGUCAUGGUGAAGAAUCUGUCGUCUCUAGGAAAGAUAUCAAGUCACCGGCGAUUAGAACGGAAAUCCCAGUUGCAGAUCCGUCAAAAGCUAGCAGUACCACGGUUUCUGGCGGCUGCGUUACGGCAGGUGACGGUGGAAAGGGUGGUGGGAAGGUUGAUGAAGGUGUUGGUAAAAGUGAAGUUACAGGUGGAGACGGAAAGGUGGCCAUAGAGGUUACAGUUGAAGAGAAGAAACCGGAGACCGGAUCGGCGGGUAACCAAGCUUCUCAGCCGGUGGUUGAGAAGAAGGAAGAGCAAACCGACCAAACCGAUGGUGGCGGCGCUGGUGGCGGUGAAGGGAGAAAGAAAAAGAAAAAGAAAAAGAAAGCUGAAAAUAGUUAUGAAAAUGGUAUUGGAGAAACAUCAUCACCACCAGUUUUUGGAGGAUCCGGUAAUGAUGGUGGUAGGCCACCGGUAACAGCGUCCAAUCAAAGCCCUCCACGACAUCAAUACCCGCCACCUUAUUAUUACACGCCGCCGCCGCCUCCGCCUCCAGUGUACACGGUCAGCUACAACGCGGCUCAUCCUCCGAUAAACAGCUAUACGGCGUCGUAUUAUGCAACCCCACCACCCCAAUCGUAUGCCUAUUCGCAUUAUCGUUCAGAGAUGGAACCACAAGCACAUCAUCAACCGUCGGAUUUUGAUUCGUAUAGUGAUCAGCCGCCGUUGGAUUCGUUUGAGAUGUUUAGUGACGAAAAUCCAAACGGGUGUUUGGUUAUGUGAUUAUCGGGUCGGGUGUACGGAUCUUAUACUACUACUCGUAUGAGUAUAUGAGUAUGGUGACAUCAAUUUUUGUAA
Cynara cardunculus var. scolymus (artichoke) is the source of this 1174-nucleotide messenger RNA. RefSeq names its product heavy metal-associated isoprenylated plant protein 35-like. The transcript has 3 exons. The coding region runs from base 41 to 1099 and encodes 352 amino acids. The record is from RefSeq and is a predicted model, not a curated record. NCBI's taxonomy places the organism in Eukaryota, Viridiplantae, Streptophyta, Magnoliopsida, Asterales, Asteraceae. Gene Ontology annotation, molecular function: metal ion binding.